Messenger RNA from Sphaeroforma arctica JP610, 841 nucleotides. RefSeq lists its product as hypothetical. The record is from RefSeq and is a predicted model, not a curated record. The coding region runs from base 74 to 814 and encodes 246 amino acids. The transcript has 3 exons. Lineage: Eukaryota; Ichthyosporea; Ichthyophonida.
AGCGAGCCGAUAUAAAACAUCCAAUGUGGACAUCAACAUAGCAACGUGCACCAACAAAGACUUGCUUGACAAAAUGGCAAAUAUUGCGGACAAGGAGUCGGUUAGCAAUGAUGAAGAUGCGACUAAAGAGCACAGUAAAAGCGUUCCACACCGAGACACACAACAGCCACAACAGCCGUGUAGUCCGGGUGCCUCAAAAUCGGAUACAAGGACACACAUCGAUGCAUAUUCGGACAUAUACGGGGGCUGGAAAGGGGGUACAGAUGGUGGUACUGACGGAGGCACGAGUUCGCCGAAGAGUCCACAAACACACCAAAAGGCAUCACCGCCGAUGUCCCCGGCCAAUCCACUGUCACGUCCAUACACCCCGCCCUUGCCAUCAUCGUUGUCACAAAAGACCACACACAGGCAACUGGCAACCACACACAUACAAUCACCUCUCCACACACAAGCAAGUACAAACACACAAGGUAAUAUAGGCUUGCAACUCGGUGCGGAGAUGGGCUUUGGAGGGGUCACAGACGACUCAGACGACAAGGUCAACAUGAACAGGAGUGAAAGUGUGGGCCGCUUUACCGUGCAAAGUCGCUCUUCGUCGGCAAAAUUGAAAAGCCCUGUACAGCAUGAGUUCUACCGGACGCCAUCACAUCUCACGAAGUCCGCAGACGGAAUGAAAAAUCAGGAAUUGGGAGUGCAAUGGUCGUUUGGAGAAGAGGACACACGCGAUAUGCUGCUGCUUCCCAGUGGCGAUGUCUCCAGCUCCAACAUGUCGAGUUCAAGCACGCCACAAAGCCCCACCGAGCACUAUUCAUAGCAUUAUCCAAAUAAAGUUUCUCCCAAG